Rhinocladiella mackenziei CBS 650.93 is the source of this 702-nucleotide messenger RNA. RefSeq lists its product as uncharacterized. The record is from RefSeq and is a predicted model, not a curated record. Bases 1 to 702 code for a protein of 233 amino acids. The transcript has 2 exons. Lineage: Eukaryota; Fungi; Ascomycota; Eurotiomycetes; Chaetothyriales; Herpotrichiellaceae.
AUGACCUCUGGAUCACGAUUGGCAAAAGAGCAGGUCAAAGAAAGCGACAUAGCCACAAACGAAGCCCUACUCUUCCACGCAGAGGCUUCCAGGCUUGCAAAGUCAUGGCUCACUGGCGCCUUUGGCAAGCCGGAGAGGGAGGGAGAUGAUGUGGAACAGGAUGAUAUGGAUUUCACUGCCAAUGCAGCCAAAUAUUCGGAGACCGGCGGUCUAGGCUUCCAGGAGGCUGCAGAUCAAACCUCCAAAAUUUCCCUCUCGGAGGGCCCAGACCAGACGACGACCUUCUUGCGCAAACAAUUAUUCCACGGCCAACGCGACGCAUACAAUCUUACGACCCAAAAACCCCGACCGAGGAAGAAUUUCGCAGUAAAACGAGGUGAUAGCGAUGACGAAGAAGAGGGGCGGUCAGGGCUUGGGAAGGGCAAAAGCAUGAAGCGGAAGACAUCUAACCAAGACCAAAUUGAAUCACGACGUACUUCCGAGAUCGAGACUGCGACCCAAAACCACGGGAAUAAUUCAGACACGGCUGACACUGACAUGGCGAAACCUGCACCUAACAAAACGGAUCUUGAAGCAUGUUCAACAAAGAAGCGAGGCACAAGCUACCUUGACGAAAUCCUGGCGAUCCGAGCAACAAAGAAGAACAAGAAAAUGAACAAGGCACUGAACAAGAAUAAUCCAAACCAAAAAUCCGAAGGAUGA